Messenger RNA from Closterium sp. Naga37s-1, 4884 nucleotides. NCBI's taxonomy places the organism in Eukaryota, Viridiplantae, Streptophyta, Zygnematophyceae, Desmidiales, Closteriaceae. The record is from the annotation of a GenBank genome assembly.
AUGCGUGCGGGGAAUGCUGGUAGUGCUAAGUCUGCCGGUGAAGCAGGGGUUGAUUUGGAGCACAAAGCGGCAGGUGGGAAAGUCGGCAGCCUUGGGGAUGCUGCUGGUGGUAGUGGAGUUGAAGGUGCAGGAGGAGGUGAUGAGAAAGAGCAGCAGGAGAAGCGGAGCAGACCAGCAGAUCUGGGGAAGGAGAAGACGGCGGGAGCAGGGACGGUGAGCGGGGAGGAUAGAGAAGGGGAAGGAGCUGCGAGGGAUGCAGUCAGAGGGGCAGGAGUGCAAGGUGCUGCAGGUGGGGGGGUUUCUAGCCAUGCUGGUAAUGCUGGUAAUGCUGGUAAUGCUGGCGGCAGUGGUGGUGGCGACAGGAGUGUCAGUGGUAGCAGCACUGCAGCAGGUGAUCCAGCCUCUGUCGAGCCUGCUGCUAAGAGGCUCAAAGGGGCCCAUGAUGCAUCCACGCCUCCUCCCUCUCACACUCCACCCUCUUCCGCAUCUGCUGCUGCCGCAGCAGCUUCUGCUCCUGUCACCCGUGGUGGUGCUUCAGGUGAUGCUUCAGGUGCUGCUGGUUCAGGUGUGGUUUCAGGUGGAAAGCCACGUGCGCCCAUGUCGAUGACAGCUGUUCUGGCUGCAGCCAAGUCUCAGGCCGGGGUUGCAUCUGGAUCGGCAAGCAGGACAGGAGGGCAGCCUACUUCAGCAGCAGCAGCUUUGGCGGGAAAAGAAGACACGCCAAAGGAGAAGGUAGGGGAAGGUGUUAGAAUGAGAGAAAAGCUGGGGGAGAGAAGAGAGGUGGGGGGUGCAGGGGGGAAGAGCGUGCGAGACAGGGAGAAGGAGAAGCGUGCUGUGGAGAAGGCAGGGGGAGGCAGAGCAGGGUGCACCGGUCACAACAGUAACAACAGUAGCAGCAGCGGCAACAUCAGCGGCCGGCUUGCUUUGUCCUCUGCUGCUCUGCACUCUCCACAGCUGCUCCCAAUCCUCCCACUGCUCCCUGGCGGGUCUGCCUCGCAGGCAGCGCCACCAACCAAGGAGGAGCUCUCUGCUGUGGUCUCCUCCCUGCCUGCCAGCCACACUGCUGCCGCUGCUGCUGUCGCUGCCGCCGCCGCUGCCGCUGCUGCUGGAAGUACCAGUGGGGUCGGAGCAGCAACCCUCCCGGCCUCCAUGUCUCCCUUCUCCCUCAUGCUGCCACCCAGCUUGGCUCCCCAUUUGGCCUCUCAUGGAAUAGCCGCCGCUGCUGCUGCAGCAGCGGCAGCAGCAGCAGGAGCAGGAGCAGGAGGGCCAGGAGGACCUGGAGGGUCAGUGCUGCUGCCCCCUGGGUUUCCGCACCACAUGAUGCACCUGCCGCACCCAGCAACACCGCAUCCUUACUUCUUCCGCCCGCCCAAUCCCGCUGACCCUGCUGCUGCUGCCGCUGCUGCUUCCGCCGCUGCUGCUGCUUCCCUGUUUGCCUAUGGGCUUGCCCCCGCGCCCUUCCUCCACAUGCCCCCUGCCGCUGCUGCUGCUGCUGUCGCCGCUGCUGCUGCUUCUGCCGCUGCUGCUGCUUCUGGGGGUGGUGGGGGUGCUGGUGGCGGUGCUGGUGGCUUGGUUGGGUCUCUGACAGGAAACUCUAAGGAUGUUGCUGCGGCAGGAAGCGAGGGCGGUAGAGCAGGUGGAGACAGUCGCGAGGGGAAAGGCAUGAGUGGGGAGCGAGGAGGAGGAGGAGGAGGAGGAGGAGGAGGAGGAGGAGGAGGAGGAGGAGGAGGAGGAGGAGGAGGAGGGGGGGAAGGAGCAUCAAGGGGUAUGGGAAGGCAAGCAGGAGCGGGGGGAGCAGGGGCUACAGGCGGUGCAGGGGGAGCAGGGGGAGCAGGGGGGGCAGGAGGAGAAGAAGGGGGAGGAAGGGGAGGAGGAAAGAGGGAAAGUGAGGGUGAUGGUGGUGGGCGUGCGGCUGUGAAGCGGCCAUGUGUGGAUUUGAACGGUGAGGCCAAGGCAGACAGUGAAGAGAGUGGGGAAGCGGCGGAUGGAGAGAAGGUGGGCGCCCUGCCGCUGCAAGCCUGCUCGCUGCCCGUGGAUGCGUCUGGUCUCACCAAGCGAGGUGCGGAGGCCGUGGGAAAGCAGCUUGCAGGUCUCGUGCUGGGAGUGGGGGCUUCGCCCCUCAGAGCUGCUGCUACUGGUGGUGGUGGUGGUGGUGGUUUCGAACGGGAAGAGGGUGGAACGGAAUGGGAGGGAGAAGUAGGGGAUGGGGGAGGGGAAGGAGAACGGGGAAGGGGUCUUGGGGAGACGAAUGAGGGGACGAGAGGUGAGAAGGAACUGGGUGCAGAUGAAGAUGCGGGAGGGGGAGGAGGAGGAGGAGGAGGAGGAGGAGGAGGAGGAGGAGGAGGAGGAGGAGGAGGAGGAGGAGGAGGAGGAGGAGGAGGAGGAGGAGGAGGAGGAGGAGGAGGAGGAGGAGGAGGAGGAGGAGGAGACGGUGGGGGAGGCGGAGGGGGAGGCGGAGGGGGAGGUGGAGGGGGAGGUGGGAGUGGUGGUGCGGAGGGGGGAGAGGGAGAGGGGAGGGGGGAGCAAGAGGCGAUAGUGAGUGUGCCGAUGCGUGCUGUGUUCCGGUACUGCCUGGAGGGGCCGUGGGCACGUGCAGAGUUUCUCAAGGCUGUGGUGGGGCGCGUGGGGCGCGAGGAGAUUGCUCGCAUGGGCAGUAGGGUGGCUGAGAUCACAGGGUGCCGACACCAGGGCGACCAAGUGGGCAUGGCUUGGGCGCUGCUGGGGGAGGAGGCGCGCAUAUGGCAGGCCAUAGCAGGCGGGGCGGGCACGGGCACGGGUGCAUGGGGCAGGGCGUGCCAGCACCUGGAGGCAGCGCUGCUGCAGUCCCUGGGCAGCCUCGCCAGGCGGUUCACUCUCAAGGACAAGGAACACCUGCAGCGAGUGGCAGGGUGCGGGGACACAGUAACGCGGGAGCAGUGGGAGCGCGUGUGGCGGUGGUUCUACCCUCUCGUGCUUGCUCUCUCGCGCCCGCACCUGCGCCCGGCGUGGCUGUCGCUCUCACCCCUGUGGAUCAUGGGCUCUGUCACCAGGGACGAGGCAGAGACUCUGCUGCUGGAGAAAGCGGUGAGAGGGGAAGCGAGUGAGACGGGGAGAGGGGAAACGAUUGAGAUGGGGAGAGGAUGGGAGGAUAAUUGGGGGAGGGGAGGGAGGAGGAGAGUGGAAGGGGGGGGAGUGGGGGGCGUGCUGGGAUUCGGAAGUGGAGGGAGUGGGGAUGAGGAACAGCGGGUGGUUCGUUGGGGCAGUGGUCCAUCCCAGGCGGAGGGCCCAUCGCCCCCCUCCUCUGCCUGGUACCUCGUGCGCUUCCCCUCGCCCGCCACUGCAUGGCCACACCCCGAUGCGGGCUCGCUUGUUGUCAGCUUCACUACCACCCAGGGGGCGAUGCAAGCAGGGGGGGCAGCGGCAGCAGGGGGAGCAGGGAGCGGGGGGGCAGGACCAGCAAGAGGAGCGGAGGCAGGGGUGCGUGUGCAGCACAGGCUGCUGUGCCUGCAUGCUGAUGCUGAUGCGGCUGGCCUAUCACCUGAUGCCACGUGUCCUCCAGACAGGCCCCUCCCACACCUCCUCCAAUCAGAGCCCCAGCUAGGCCAGCUGCUACCUCCCCCACCUGCACCCUCCCCCUGGGCUCUCAGUGAAUGGGAGUCCGCUGCUGCUCUCCCUCCCCCUCCCCACCUCAUCCUCCCCCUCCCCGCUCCCCCCUCCUUAUCUGAGGGGGGGGAUGCUGGCACUGCUGGGGGAGUGCGGGAGAACGUUGGGGGGACGCUUGGGGGAGGGAUGGGAGCUGGGGUGAAGAGAGGAAGGGAGGAGCGGAAGGGUGCGGGGGAAGGAGAGGGUGAAGGAGAGGGGGAAGGGGAUGGGGAUGGAGGGGGGUUUGCUGAGAAGAAAAGGAAAACGAGUGGGGGAGGGGGGAGAGGGAGAGGCAGGCGGAGACGAGGAGGGGAGGAAGAUGGGGCAGGUGGUGUGAAUGGGUAUGGGAGGGGAGAGAGCAGAAGAGGACAUGAGAAGGAGAAUGAGAUGGGGGGAGAGAGUGGAGGAGGAUAUGGACAGGGGAGGAUGGAGGUGGAUGAAGUGGAGGUGGGAAAUGGGACGUUGGGGGAAGAGAGGGAGAGUUAUUUGGGUCAUGUGGAUGGCUCAUCUGUGGCCACCUCCCUGGCAGCUUCAUAUGCCAACUCUGCUGCAGUAGCCCCCUCACACACGUCCCCCGCCCCACCCACGGCCACCCGCAUUCCUGCUUCGCCAGCAACAGCAGCGGCGGCACUCUCUUCUGCCCGCCCUGGCUCAGCUCCGGUUCCUCCUCCCCAUCUCUCUUCCUCUCACCCUGCUCCCUCACACUCCCUCCCGCCCACAGCCCAUCCUCAUGCCUCCUCCACGCGCCCACCCAACAGCAUCCCGCUCCCCGCGCACCACUCCUCGCUCUCCUCCCUCAAAUCCCACCCCCUCCCCUCAUCAUCCUCUUCCACCUCAGCCCAGCAGCACGAGCUGUCCUGGCCCUUAGGUCCUCCCAUUCUCUCCUCCAUCCCUCCCCUGCCACCCUCCCUCCCCAGCCAUACCCUCGCUGCUUCCCUUGCCUCUUCGACCUCUUCUCUAGGCCUGCACCUCGCCUCGCCCUUUCCUCUCAACUCCACCUCUGCCGCAGCGGCAGCAGCUGCGGCUAUGGCUGUUGCUGCUGGCAUGCCUACGCCGCUGCCCCUCUCCAGGCCUCGUCCAACCAUUGCAGGUGCAAGUGGUGCAACCCAUUCUGCCCCUCCACUCGCUGCUUCCAGGACCGCGGCAGCGCCCUCCCUCUCCCCCACCCCUCCCCGCCCAAGCCUCCUGUUCGGGGCCGACAUAAAGUGCCUGGCGCUGGAGGAGCAGCGCAAGAGGCCUUUCCUGAGCAAGGAGCAACUGUGA